AUGAUUACGAUGGGAAUCCUCCUCCCUUUACUCGGAUUGGCGCUCUUGGGUUUUGUGGCAUCGUCCCCGGUAGAGCUCAUUGGGCCUGCACUCUCUCCAGAGGCAUUCAAACGAGCUGUUAGCUCUGCUUAUGUGUUUACCGCUUUCACCAGCGUAUCCGAGUCCAAUCUCUACGUAUACACUUCAGACGAUGGCACCAAUUUCAAUCUUUUGAAAGGACCAGCUUAUACCCCGGCUACCGGUCUCAUUCGUGAUCCGAGCGUUAUUCUUCACACAGACGGAAAAUACUACAUUGCCUAUACGACUGAUUGGACUGGAACCAACUUUGCUAUCGCGAGCAGUUCUGACCUCCUUACCUGGACACUUGUCGCCACGAUCCCCACCUCUUCCUCAUUAAUUACUCCGGACAACACAUGGGCACCGGAAUUCUUCAAAGACACCAAUACCGGAAAACUGAAUAUCGUCGUCUCUCUCUCAACCGGCAGCUAUGGUCCUUUCUUACCCUACCUAUUUACUGCCAACGACGACACCCUCACGUCAUGGAGCGGCCCCGUCGUUAUGACCGGUAUAUCCAACUCGGGUUUGGGAUACAUUGACAGCUUCCCCGUUUUAUUCAAUGGUCAAUAUCAUCUAUUCGCCAAAGCAGAGACAAAUGGAAAAAAAAACAUUGAACACGCCGUUGCCUCGUCCCUCACGGGCCCGUAUACCUUUGUCCAGACCGGAGACUUUGCAGGAUGGGGGCACGCCGAAGGCGGGUGUGUCUCCAUUCUUCCAAAUGGUACCCAUCGCUUAUAUGCCGAUGGCUACGAUUCUGGCAAAUACAUCUACUCGGAUUCCACUGACCUCUACAACUGGUCUUCCUAUCAAAUUCUUCCUGGUGGUCUGAACGGGUUUGUAAGGCAUGGCACGGUGUUAAAGCAGUAA
Messenger RNA from Desarmillaria tabescens, 924 nucleotides. Its product is annotated as arabinosidase. The record is from RefSeq and is a predicted model, not a curated record. The coding region runs from base 1 to 924 and encodes 307 amino acids. Gene Ontology annotation, molecular function: hydrolase activity, hydrolyzing O-glycosyl compounds. Gene Ontology annotation, biological process: carbohydrate metabolic process. The transcript has 7 exons. Lineage: Eukaryota; Fungi; Basidiomycota; Agaricomycetes; Agaricales; Physalacriaceae.